Messenger RNA from Gymnogyps californianus (California condor), 4199 nucleotides. RefSeq names its product retinol dehydrogenase 12-like. Lineage: Eukaryota; Metazoa; Chordata; Aves; Accipitriformes; Cathartidae. The coding region runs from base 1 to 981 and encodes 326 amino acids. The record is from RefSeq and is a predicted model, not a curated record. The transcript is spliced from 7 exons.
AUGGAGCGGGCGGCGGCGAUGCUCAGCUGCUGGGGAGCCGCGCUGGGGGCCGCCGUCUCCGUCCCCGUUCUCCUUCUUGUGGCAGCGCCUUACAUCAGGAAAUAUGUCGCUGGGGGACAGUGUAAGUCAACAGCUAAGCUGGAGGGGAAGGUGGUGGUAAUCACAGGAGCCAACACAGGCAUCGGGAAGGAGACCGCCAGAAACCUUGCGCAAAGAGGAGCGAGGGUGAUUGUCGCUUGCAGAGACAUAGCGAAGGCAGAAGCUGCAGCUAGUGAAAUCCGAGCUGAGACAGGGAACCAGCAAGUCAUUGUGAAAAAACUGGACUUGGCUGAUACGAAGUCUAUCCGGGAGUUUGCUGAGAAAUUUCUAGCAGAGGAGAAAGAACUCCAUAUUCUCAUUAAUAAUGCUGGGGUAAUGUUAUGCCCUUACUCCAAGACUGCUGAUGGCUUUGAGAUGCACCUGGGCGUCAAUCAUCUUGGUCAUUUUCUCUUGACCUUCCUAUUGCUGGAGCGUCUGAAGCAGUCUGCCCCAGCCCGCAUAGUGAACGUGUCCUCACUGGCUCAUCACGGAGGCCGAAUCCGCUUCCAUGAUCUCCAUGGUGAGAAGAGCUACAAUCGCGGCCUCGCCUACUGUCACAGCAAAUUGGCUAACGUGCUCUUCACCCGGGAGCUGGCGAGGCGGCUGCAAGGCACUAAAGUCACAGCAAACGCUCUCCAUCCUGGUUCUGUCCAUUCUGAGCUGGUCCGGCACUCAUUUGUAAUGAUGUGGCUGUGGAAGAUAUUCUCAUUCUUCUUGAAGACACCUUGGGAAGGAGCUCAGACCAGUGUCUACUGUGCAGUAGCAGAGGAGCUAGACUCUGUGACAGGACAGUAUUUCAGUGAUUGCCAGCCAGCAUACGUGUCUCCACGGGGUCGGGAUGAUGAGACAGCAAAGAAGCUCUGGAGCGUGAGCUGUGAGCUCCUUGGCAUCCAGUGGGACUGAGCAGCGCAGACCUCAAGUGUCUACCUGGCUGAGCCCAGCAAUGCUUCUCCCGGGAAGAGCACUGCUGAGAGACCUCAAGACUAGAAUGCUGAUACUUCAGCUGCCCUAACGAUGGCUCUAUGGACACAAUCUGAUGUGAAUUUCUGGAAUAUUACACUUGAGGAUUGAGAUUUGUAAGCAACCAGUCCCCCUUCCUAGCUGGAGAAUUAGAGCACUGACGCAGGGAGCAACCUUCGCUUGGUAUCUCACACAACAGCCAGAAGCUAUUGUUCUCUGGCUUUAGAAUAGAAGUGGAGGUUGCAGUCUUAGGUUUAGAUUAAGUAACAAGGAAUUACCUUUAUUUAAAGUUUUUUUCCUAACAGUAAUAGUAAAAAGGUAGGACUCUCAGCUUAUGAUCUAUGAGGUUAUUUUCAGUUCCUACUAUUUGACCUGUCAGAGUGAAAGUACUUUAGGGUAUUAGAUUUUCUGGCAGUUACAUGCAAUACAAAUGCUCUCAAGCACACAAAACCAAGUGCUGGCCUUUUUGUGCCAAGCAUUAGGUAAAGUUUUUAGGUGGAAUCAAUUAUUUUUCUCUAUAUUCUGUGUAAGAAGCUGGACCCUAGCCACUGAAGUAUCUUGGCCCCAAAUGCCAACUGAUUGCAGUAACUGAGGCUUCGCGUAUCUUUUGAGAACCCAGGUCUCAGUGCAGGUGGCUGGGUGGUUAAAAGCUGCAGGAGUGCCGCAAUUGUGCGUAGGCAAGUUAUCUUAUUAAAAAAAAUUAACAUCUCUCCUGUGAAGCAUUGAGCAAAGAUGGUGUAAAAGUUGUCACAAUAACCCCCCAGCUGCACUUUAAAUGACUUUAGAACCUAGAAAAGAGAGCAGAAUGAGUAAAGAACAUCUCAACUAUGUUAAAAAACAUCAUUAAACAACUUCAGCUGAGACUCUACCUUUAAAUGACAGCAAACUACCUAGAGCUAAAUAGCUGAAGCAGAGGUCAGGACUAUCUUGAUAUUAUGGUCAAGUUAGCUACAGGACAGGAAAGUAAGACUUGCACAAAAAUCCUUAGGUUUGUCUGCCCAGCGGUUACUGGCCUUGGCUGGCCAAGGCUGCCAGCCUGGCUGUGGAGUACCACACAGCUUGCACUUCCGAAAGGCAGCUGGGUCAAUCCACGUAGUGAUGGGACUGCUCCCUUGGAACUCUAGGGCUACUUUGGUGCAAAUUGCUAGAGUGUUUCAGAAAUAACCUCUGACUAUGGAUCAGAGUUAAGCAGUUAGUUAGAAAACAAGUGCCACAGCUCAUAGGAUUAUCUUCUGCUUCUGAAAAAAAAUCUGGAAGUUUUUGGACUUGCAUAUGAGCAUGCCACUGUGACUGCCAAUUUUGGGAAACAAAUGCUAAUUUUAUGAUUAAUCCUUUCUGCCUGGAUGCUAUCUAUGCAGAUCAGUCCUGUGCUACCUCUGAGCAAUACUAAAUAAAGCCAUUUUCCUUUUACAACAGGAGACUGUAUCUUCCUUCAGAAAUGUUCAGUCAGUUUACUUGGUGUUGCUGUUAUCUGCACCUGCCUUACUAAUGUAGAGUACUCAGUUUGGGUAACAUUUUGAAGUGCCUUUGUGUUUCUCCCUGUCACACUACCUUUAACUCCCUCUCUAUGCUUCAUCUUGAAUAUGAAGCUAAAGCCACAACUACAAUGUAGCAGUAGAAUGCUACCUGGCAUUGCAGGCUUGGCUUGCUUUCUCUGUGUGAUUCUCUGAUCUUGAAAGUGGCUUUCAGGAGCAAUGGAAAUCAUUUUAAAAAAAGCAGAAAGUGUCUCUAGGCUGAAAUAUUUUGCCCUGGCAGGUCAAUGCUCUUCUCAAAGAAGUCUGAUUGUAGAUUUAACAUAAGACAUACAACUACACAUUUCCACAGAUGCACACCCACUCUUUUUGACCUUGGGCAAGCCAUUAUACCUUCUUCUAGGCUGAGCUGUAAAAAUGAGGGAACUAAAGCUCAUUUAGCUGUCUCAAAGGGAGGCUUGUAAGGGAGAGUUAGAUUAACUUGCAAAACUCUCUAAAGAGGAUUACUGGUUUGUGAGAGUACAUGUAUGAGGCUGAGCUAGCUACCUAGCUACUGGGAGGACUUCUAAAGAUGUAAUAUUCCAAUUGAUCUAAAUGUUGAGGACACUGUAACAGAGAGAGAUUUUGCAUGACGGAACAAUUCUCCCUCUUCUAAUUACUCUGCUAAGCAUAGCCAAAAGCAAAAUACAGAUCUAGAAAGAGAUCCCCAACUGCUGAGAUAAAAACCAAACAGAAGAUACGUUAAUAGUCAUAAUACUUUAUUCUCUUUUUUCAUUGUAAACAAACCUUGGUCAUUAAUAGAGAAGUUCUUUUUAACUGGCAGUACUCAAUCCCUUUUUGAUGCUCAAAAAUUCAAAGCCCCUUGAUAAUGGUGCUAUUCAUGACAAGGCAGUUAGUCAGGGUCAAAGUUCCAGUUCUGUUGGUAAGAGAAAGCUCCCUACAAUUCCAGGUUAAGAACAUCAAAUUACAACGAACACUGUAUAAAGUGCAUCAGGUACAGUGCAAAGAGGUCAGGAAGAAAGGCAGGUACAGAACUGACUGGUCUUCAUGGCAAACUCCACUCUCUGUGCUCUAUACAGCUGAAGGAACUCGAGCAGAAAAGUAGGUAUUACAGCAAUGCAGAUCUGGAUACCCGCAAACAGUAAAACCUCCUCCCCAUAAUGAGAGAUUUGGAACUGAUCAAAGACAUGGGUAGUGUCACAUUUUAGGAUUAGCCUAACAGCUGUAAUCUGACGGAAAGCUAGGUCAGUCUGGCCAAGAAAACAAAAGCUUUCAUUAGUACUGCUCACUAAUGAGAUAGAUAAUGCAAAUCUGUGUUCAGGAGGUUCUGAAAGGUAAAUGUGGCCAUUUCUGACCGCUUCGCUCUGAGACAUUUCUAGCCCUGCUCUAGUGAGCGGAGCACCUCCCAGAGAGGUGUUUGUGUCAGUGUGGCGCUGCUCAUGAAACACUAAGGAGAUGGACCACGUCCUUUCCAAUACCAUGGAAGUCUGUUCUGUCACUACAGUGAGCUUGGGGAUAGUGCAAAACUCUUAUUUGACAGUCUCAAUUACUUUAUGUACUAAAACUAUUUACAGUUACAUUACACUUCAGAAAACCUGUUGUUUCUUUUGAAGUAAAUAACUAAAAUUUUAACAGAAAAUGUGAACUAACUUUCCUACUUCUUGUGCUGAAAUACAUGUAAACAGCAAA